UCAAAGCGAAAAGAAAAUACGCGAAAGAGGUAAAAGAGGAGUGCGCUUUCAUCUUUUUUGUCCGCUCUCUGCUCCGCUGUCUAAUGGUUGGUGUAUUAUAGUUGUCGCGCAUCCGCUUAUUAUUGGCAGAAUUUUUCGGCCUUCCCCGAGAAGAAAAAAGGCAAGGAAAACGGUGUUUGCGAGUGCGAUCGAAAAGUGUGUGCCGUCCGGAUAGUGGUUGUGCCGCCCAUUGCAUGAGGAGCACUGCCCAGCCCGACCGAGCCUGGGAGCAGCAGCAAGUGUCGCAUCACCACCGCCGGUAGCUUUCGGAGUCACUUCCGAUGGCGUAACCCAACUGGGAGUGAUCACUGCAUAUUAAGUAUCACCACCCGUCUAGGGAGCCUUCAGCCCGCGGUGUCCGCAGCUUUUCACGGAGUUUAAAGUCCGGAGUCAAUUACGGUAUCACGUGCAGCUUACCGUUAAGGAAGCGUCAGCUUCUCGAGAGCGAAAAACCACUUCAAAUUAUUUCUAGUGUCGGCGCUUUUGUACGAGCAUCCUACAAUCAGGAGAAAAAGAGUUCUGCGAUGUCAUCCUUCGAUGUGUACGAUCGUGCCUCCUGGUACUUCGGCCGUAUGUCCCGUCAGGAUGCCACCGAUUUGCUGCUUAGCGAGCGGGAAAGUGGCGUGUUUCUGGUCCGUGACAGUACGACCAUCUCGGGCGAUUUUGUGCUCUGCGUGCGGGAAGACUGCAAAGUCAGUCAUUACAUCAUUAACAAAAUCCUCGCAGCGGACGACUCGUGUAUGUUCCGAAUCGGCGACCAAACCUUCACCGACCUGCCCGAUUUGUUAAAUUUCUACAAGUUGCAUUAUCUCGACACGACCCCGUUGCGAAGGCCGGCCAUUCGGCGCUGUGAGAAAGUGAUAGGCAAGUUCGAUUUUGAUGGGAGCGAUCCGGAUGAUUUGCCUUUCAAGAAGGGUGAAAUUCUCGAGAUCAUAAGCAAGGACGAAGAGCAAUGGUGGACGGCACGAAACAGCCGAGGGUUGACGGGUCAGAUUCCGGUGCCCUAUGUAACGAGGUAUGAGGAUAACAUUAGCGAACGGCCACCGAACUCCGUUGGAGGCGGUUCGAACGCACACCACGGUCCUCCACCGGUGGUUGGGCUGCAUCAUUCGGAAAAUUCGAACAUCUUCAAGUCGAACCUGAACCGGCAGCUACCGGCUUUGGCACGUGUGAAGCAGGAACGGGUACCGAACGCGUACGAUGAAACGGCACUGAAGUUGAAUAUUGGCGAUGUCAUUAAGGUCAUCAAAACCAACAUCAACGGCCAGUGGGAGGGUGAGCUGCGCGGCAAGGUAGGUCACUUCCCGUUCACUCAUGUGGAGUUUAUAGACGACGAUGUCCAGCACUGGAGUGGACAGUAAAAAAAAGAGAACCCCUUUUCGGGUAGAGUCGUUUUAUUCUAUGUUUAUUUUGCUUCCAAUCAGAGGGAUUUAUUUAAUUGUACAGAUUAGUUUAUGUUUAGGAUGUACGCAACAGAUGAGUCAUUUAUGUUUUAUGUUUGUUACGAUAAUCGCAGGUGGUUUAGUGGAUAGGGUAUAAAUCUAGGCCGUAGAUGUAUAGAAAGUGACAAGAGCGCAAAACGAGAAACCAUUCUAAAGUGACAAGAUUGUGAAACAACCAAUUUAUAUAGAUUUAUUACCGAUAGAUAGGCUUGAGGGGGGCACAAUAAAUUCGACCCUCUGCCAAGCGUAAAUGUGAACCAGUAUCCAAUAAUAUAUGCAUAAUAACCGCCAGAUUAAGUCUAACUUACUACUCUACUGUUUAUGAAAACAAAAAACUUCAUUGCAAGAAAAAGGUUCAACAGAAGACAAACAAAACAGAGAAUUUUCCUUCAUCCCAUCGUUUAAAACAGGAAAAACAACGUAACAAUAAAUACAAUGAUAGCCGGAGAAGCACAUUUGUAGCAACGGACUUUUAGUAGAUAUCGAUAUUUAAGCAUAAAAUGUAUGCAAAACUGCUAGGUAACAAGUUAUAGAUCGGAACGGAGGAUUUCGCUGUGUUGGGGAUUUGCCCUUUUUUUGCUUGGACUUAGACUAGGCACCCUAUGUAAAUCGUAGUUGAAGCAUGUUGCAUUCAACAGUGCGAAGUGAGAUACCUCUGUCAUACAUACUUUGACGAAGAGAAAUCGUGAAAUCGUCGUCUGUGCUACUGCACUGGAAAAAAUCUUUUCAUGCAGAUGUCAUAAUUAUUGUGACGAAACUAAAGCAUAUGCAUUUCCACAGUUUUGUUAAUAUUAUCACUUUCUUUCUGUAUUAGUGGAUCAAACAGUAACGUAUGAAUUUGUUUUUUUUGUUGUUUUUUGUUUCUCGAAAAAAUCUAUUUUCUGACGAUUUUGGAAACUGAAACGAACUUCGGUACGAACCCUAGCACAGCGUCUCGAAUGUACAUCAUUCCAUCAAUAGAUAGAGUGAAAAGGAACUAGAAUGGCAAAGUAAAGUGCAAAUUGAAUGAAACCAAAAAUAACCAAUCAAUCAGCCAACCAAUCAAGAAGUAAAAUUAACAACGAUCCCAUCAUAAUCAAUAAACGUGUUAUUUAGCAUAGUAUUAUCUAGCUAUCAUAGCACCGGAAACAAAUGAAACUAUUGCAAAAGUAAAUCGAGCGAAAGUUUUCGUUAACAACAUUAAAUAUUAAAGCUUAUCAGGUAUUGAAUGUAACUCACUUUUGAUAAAACAGUUCGAACUUUGUGAUGUAAUUCAUUUUGAAAAGCACAUACCUUUGUCAAAAGGAAACAAAAAAACCAUGUAACUACAGAGUUGAUUAGGGAGAACAAACUGCACAUACCGACUUAACUCAAUGCCAAAUAGAUCACUAACAAACAAAUGGAACAAAUCAUACUACAAAACGAACCAAAACAGGGGCCAUAGUGAAUACCAACUCCGUCGUCUAGCUGUGUAGCCAUUUACUCCGGACUCCGGUGAAGAGCAGGCAGAUUUUGCUAGGUUUCCUCUCCUUGUGCGUGGCAGUAGUAAUUAGUGAGAACCGUUCAUGGUCGCCAAUACGUCAACCGUAUUGGUUAUUUAGUAGAGUUCUAGAAUACAUGAAAGUAGAAAACAGAAACGGCAUCUAAAUGAAGAAAGGCAGCCACUCUUCUUCACUAAACUGUGAAACUGUAGGUAUUCCAAAUCUUCUGCACCUUCAAACAAACAACGUUUUGUGAUGCCUACUGUUUUUGUAUGACUAGUUUGCAUACGCUAACAUCGAAUCGUGUGCGUAACUUUUUGUUGUAUAGAUAGAUAUGGAAACCAUAUAAAGAGUGUAUUUAAUCUGAAAAAAAAAAAGAAUGAGAAGACAGGUAUAUAUAUUUUUGGAAAAAAAAAUCGUUUUUGCAUAGUUCGCGCAAGCAAAUAUUCCUCCAUACAGAGAAUCACUUCUACGCAUAGAAAGUGUUUCCUCUUUGUAGAUGAGUGAGAAACAUAGAACUGACAUAAGUUGGAAAAUGGGCUAGAUUUUCACUUCAAUUAUCCCUCCCACACCCCCACGCAAUGGUUUGUAAAGUCGAUAACACAAGUACUAAGCUAAUCUGAAUGUGCAAUAAAUUGUAACACCCCCAUUUAACAAACUGAACCGAUACAGGCGCGUCAAGCGUGACCGAGUCAUCAAACAAUCGUUUAGUGUGUAAGUGUUUUAAGAAGGCUGAUUCGAUCUUCAAAUUUCACCCCAAUAAUCCGUAUUCAAAAGGAAGCAACCAAAUAUAUACUAAAAACACACACUAAAACAGUUAUUUCCGUAUUAUAUGAUUGUAAAGUAGAACAUUGAUAGAAAUAUUUUCUUAAACAAGAACUAACAGGAUACAUAUUCUAACGCAGUAACAGUAAUCUAGUGGAAAAAAUGGUAAAUAUUUGAAGAACAAAAAAAGCAACACAAAUACAACAGAAAACCGACAUAUUUGUAGCUUAUAGAGUUUAGUUAUUGCUUCAUGUAUGAAAUUAUUGCACUUUACAUAUAUUUAAAAGAAGUUUAUUUAAGAAAAAAGGCAUGCAAAUAUAUAAAACCGGUAGUGAGUAGGCUAUCGAAACAGAAUGGUUGAAUUAAUCGAUCUAAUUAGUUCAUGUACAAUAGAAAAGCAAGCAGAGCUAUAAAUAGAAAGACAAAAAUUCUUAUUAUCUAACGCGUGAACAAAAAAAUCCGUCAAAAACUGUUCUUCAGAAUCAUUCUACCGAUAGUCCAGAGGCAUUGUUUCGAACACACUGUCAUCACUGGUGGCCAUCCGGAGGGUACUAGCGAAAAAUAAAGUUCUCAGUCAAAUUGCUUGAAAGUAAUACAUAGUAAAA
Molecule: messenger RNA, 4311 nt
Organism: Wyeomyia smithii (pitcher-plant mosquito)
Lineage: Eukaryota; Metazoa; Arthropoda; Insecta; Diptera; Culicidae
Gene: Crk
Product: adapter molecule Crk
Exons: 3
Coding region: 564-1400 (278 amino acids)
Molecular function (GO): protein binding
Source: RefSeq, a predicted model, not a curated record